Cydia fagiglandana is the source of this 3679-nucleotide messenger RNA. Its product is annotated as activin receptor type-2B-like. Gene Ontology annotation, biological process: protein phosphorylation; cellular response to growth factor stimulus; activin receptor signaling pathway. Gene Ontology annotation, cellular component: activin receptor complex; plasma membrane. NCBI's taxonomy places the organism in Eukaryota, Metazoa, Arthropoda, Insecta, Lepidoptera, Tortricidae. The transcript is spliced from 5 exons. The record is from RefSeq and is a predicted model, not a curated record. The coding region runs from base 307 to 1920 and encodes 537 amino acids. Gene Ontology annotation, molecular function: metal ion binding; ATP binding; activin receptor activity.
AUUGCAAAUGUCAAAAAAGGGAAGCUUUCCGUGCAUCCACUUUAUUUACGGAAUUAAAAUUAAAGUUGACUCAAUUAACGUGAUUGCCUAGAUUUAUUAUGUUGUUUGUUGGCCUUUGGACUUCCUGGCCCUAAUAUUCUAUGGGAUUGUGUGUUCAGUGAUCCGAGAUUGAGAGGAAUCUUAUGUGCGUUGUUUGUCUGUCAUAUACUUAUGGCACGGAAUUCCUAAAUAGACUUCUAUGUCGGGGGAUAGAAUAAAAAUAACAUCGGUUUGCGUCGAAGGGUCAGUGAGCGGCGGAGCCUGAUUAUGGCUACGUUCAUCACGAUGGCGGCUAAGAUAUGCUUUGCAACGUUGUUUAUUCUCGGUUUCCAUUCAGUUUUGGGGCUACCACCACAGGAAGAGCAUCUGCCGCCCCGUCCGAGAGACGGUGGCGUCGAGACGCGCUACUGCGCGUACUACAACGGCUCUCCACCAAUAUGCGAUCCCAACGACCCCACCUGUGACCCCAUCCAGAAAGAGGACUGCCAACCCGUGGACAAAGACAAGAGCAACCACUGUGUCCAGUUAUGGCACUACAAUACAACAACAAACACCUCCACACUACAGUUUAAAGGCUGCUUCCUCGACACAGUCUCUUGCAGCGAUAAACCCACACCAUGCCGGAUACACAGCGCAAAACUGUUGCUGUUACACUGCUGCUGCGAAGGCGAUAUGUGCAACACUAAUGACACAUUCCCAGGUUUACCGCCUCCGGAUUCAACCGAUGCGCCUCAAGAGGAAAUCCCAAUGGAACGGAUACCUGGAUCCGAUGAUGAUACGAAAGCUAUAAUCGCUUAUACUUUGACACCAUUGUUCAUACUCUUCAUAGCUCUCGUCGGCUGCUAUCUGCUGUAUAGACGGCGCAAAGGCAGCACGUUCGCUGAGCUCGCGAAUGGCGAAGGAUCUCUAUCCAGGCCUCCGUCUAUGGGAGUCGGAAUGGAUAAUGAGCCUGUGGACUUGGUUGGCCUAGUGACCUUAUGUGAAGUGAGGGCUAGAGGGCGCUUCGGGGCCGUGUGGCGCGCGCAGCUCGGCCAGAAAGACGUGGCCGUCAAGGUGUUCCCGCUGCAGGACAAGCAGUCCUGGCUGGCCGAGCAGGAGAUCUACAGGCUCCCGAGGAUGGACCAUCCGGAUAUCCUGCAUUACAUUGGUGUGGAUAAGAAAGGAGACAAUCUGCAAGCCGAGUAUUGGCUGAUCACGGCAUAUCAUGAGAAGGGCUCCCUCUGCGACUACCUAAAAGCGCACACCCUCAGCUGGGCGGACGCGUGGCGCAUCGCGGCGUGCGUGGCGCGCGGCCUGGCCCACCUCCACGAAGAGGGCGGCGGGAAGCCCGCCGUCGCACACCGCGACUUCAAAUCCAAGAACGUCCUUUUAAAAUCCGACUUAUCCGCCUGCAUUGCCGACUUUGGUCUAGCCUUGGUGUUCGUAGCUGGGCAUGGCUGUGGCGACGCCCAUGGGCAGGUUGGGACGAGACGAUACAUGGCCCCUGAAGUUUUGGAUGGAGCGAUUAACUUCACGAAGGACGCGUUCUUGAGGAUAGAUAUGUACGCGUGCGCGCUCGUGCUGUGGGAGAUCGCUUCGAGAUGUGACGAAGGCGGUGUGGAGCCCACAGCGCAAUACAGGCUGCCUCUAGAGGAGGAGGUCGGCCCUCACCCAGGGCUUGAGGAGAUGCAGGAGGCGGUGGUCCAGCGGAAACUGCGGCCGGCCAUACCGCCGCGGUGGAGGGAACAUCCCGGCCUAAACGUCCUCUGCGACACCAUGGAGGAGUGCUGGGACCACGACGCCGAGGCGCGCCUGUCGGCCUCCUGCGUGCUCGAGCGCGUCGGCGCGCAGCGCCAGGCCGCCUCCGACACCCCCCUGCUCAUACACGACCUCGCCUGCUGACACACGCCCCUCAUACACUUCUAGAUCUGUGAGUGACCGGGUGGACCUUAUUUUUGAUAUAAGGUGCACCAAUUGGAGAGAGUCCAGCUCUCGAGAUUUCACCACCACGGUGCGAGGCCGAAGGCAUGGCUGCAGGUUAAAGUUCGGAUGGGAUGGUUAGUUGCUCCAAAGGCCAUUGGCCAUUGUUCCAAUUCCAAGUCAGCUUAGCCUUUGGCCUCGUACUGAAGCGCGCCGCUUCUAAUCUCCGGACCUUAGGCCUUCGGAGCUAUGCCUUCAUCACUUUUUAAGGCAUUUAGCUAUGAGGCUGGUAUACUAACUGUUGGUGGGCCUUAUAUCUUAGCAAUGAGGUUUACUUCAGUUAUCAUGGACGAUGGUACGAACAGCAACGCUCUUGGUGAGCCUUAUGACUUUGAAAUGAGGUUUAAGAAUUGUCAGUGUAGAUUAGUGAGUGAAGCUAAGAGACUUUCUGAAGACAGCUACUACUUGUGAAAUGAAGAUGUGUUUUUAGGCAAAAAGGUUCUUAUUUUCAACUAAUAAAAGUCAUUUUUGCCUGAAAUCUUAUAUUUGUGUGGUGUUAUAAUGUGAAACGAAUUUUUCCUAAAGUUUUGACUGUUUGUGAAGUGGUAGCGCGUGAACCGUGGUAGAAGUGUUGGUCCCCUUGUAGGUUUUAAACCUAUGUCUAAGAGACUUUCUGUGUUUCAACGUCGAUAUCAAAAAUAUGUGUACUUUGCAGCUAAAUCAUUGUGAUUCCCCACAGGGCUUGUGCACAAAUGUAUACCUAUACAAGAGCUGGUUUUUUUUCUUAUUAUUACAAGUAUUUUCGCGGAGCCUCAACAGAGGCUUUGCGGAACCCUAGGGUUCCGCGGAACACACUUUGAGAAUGGCUGAUUUAGAGAAACAAGUACAUUAAUGAUUUACAUGACUUGUUCGUCUGGAUAUUAUAGAUGGUAUUUUUUUGCUUGUUAAAUCAAUACUUUACAACUGUUACAAGGAUUACUUUAGUGCAAUAAUUUCGUGCUAAACGUUGGGUAUUAUUGUUUAUUGACCCUAACUGAAAUAAUUUUGUUAUUGUUUAUUGUACAGAAAUACUUUUAAAUGAUGAUUUAAAAAAAAACUGGUAGCUUUGAUAUUAGUUAAUCAUGAAAUGGAACAGGCCGCGUAGCCAACCUGUCAAUCGCUAACGCUCCGUAGCGAUCGAAACGCAACUGUCACUGUCGCACUUAUAAGGAAGAGUGAUAGAGAGACACAAAGCGUUUCGUUGUCGAAGCGAUAGCGAUCGCCACCUUGGCUAGGUCGGCAGUUACGUUUAAAACCGAUUCUUAAGGGACGGUAUUAAGGUACAAAAUCAGUUACUAAAAGGCGACUACAAAAUACAAAUUAUCAUUCAUGGAAUGUAUAUUGUCAUUAUGUAAUGAAUAUACUAAUGACUGGGAUUUGACUAUUUUAAAAGAUAUAUCGAUGUGUAGAAAUUAUUGUGUGGUAUGAUAAUGACUAUCCCCCCUUAUUCAUAAAUUAGUGACAAGCCUCGAUUAGCUAAUAAUCGUUUGUCUUUAUCUGUCGUUUUGACUUAUGUAUUUGUAAGAAAGGGAUAAAACACAUUUUAACUAAAUCAGUUCUGUAAAGUUUUAUGAAUAAGGGGCUAUCACUGUAAUAUGAAUAAUAUUGACGAUGCAAUGAAUAACACUAUCGAGUUUUCGUAUGUACAGUCAGCGGCAGAAAGUAUAAAUAUGUGACGUUCCACGGCAAAAGGUACCUUAUG